Messenger RNA from Drosophila rhopaloa, 1991 nucleotides. RefSeq lists its product as uncharacterized. Gene Ontology annotation, molecular function: DNA binding. Gene Ontology annotation, cellular component: transcription regulator complex; nucleus. The record is from RefSeq and is a predicted model, not a curated record. The transcript is spliced from 3 exons. Bases 154 to 1968 code for a protein of 604 amino acids. NCBI's taxonomy places the organism in Eukaryota, Metazoa, Arthropoda, Insecta, Diptera, Drosophilidae. Gene Ontology annotation, biological process: regulation of transcription by RNA polymerase II.
UUGCCGGAGCGGUCGCACACAGAACGGUAGUCGGACGGUUUGCCAGUUUUUCGCUCGCUCUCUCUCGUCCGCUCUUGCUCUCUUACUCUCUCCGUGUACUGUUAGCAAAAGGCUCCCGAAAAAUAAGGAACCGUUAGUAAAAGCCCCGUUAGCAUGAAGGAUGUGAAAGUGGCGCGCGCAAUCAGCGAGUCCUCGACUACAUCAGAUAACACCUCCGAUUUCAUCGAGAUCGUCAAGAAGUACGAUGUGGUUUAUAACAACCACAAUCCGGAUUACAAGAACGUCGAAGUCAAGCUGAAGGUGUGGACGCAAAUCGCGGAUGAGAUAGGUCUUUCAGUUGAGGCUUCCAAGCGGAAAUGGAAAAAUUUAAGGGACAGCUAUACAAAGUAUCUGCGCUCGUUUCGCGUGGGCACCAAGACGUCCAAGAAGUACCAGUACUGGGCCCAUGCCGAUCACAUGGAUUUCCUUAAGCCCUUCCAGGGACCGGGCAGAAACUCCGCCAAUGGUAAUGGCAAAUCCAACGACGAGGACGAUACUGAGUGUGAUUUUGGCUAUCAAGUUUUGGCCAAGGCAGCCAGCAAUGGAGGCGAGGAUGAACUGAAGAUCACCAUUGCCACGGCCUCUGCUGGUUGCUCUUCUAUAGGAACGCACACGGUGAAUACUUACACGACCGCUCUGAGCAGUACUUCGGCGCCCGCACUGACCUCUAGCUUGGGCGUGGCCACGCCCCCGAAUAUGAUCUCCCCGGGUAGCAAUUUGGGCGGCGCAGGAGGAACUUCCGGUUCCGUAGGACCGCAAAUCCACAAUAGCAAUAGCAAUGGCAGUGCCACCGGAAGUCUCAACUGUGCCGCGGUGGCUCCACUUAGUUCAAUGACUCCGCCAGCCACUAGUGGCUGCAAUUCCGCCGUGGUCCUGCCCCUGCCCAUCUCUCCCGCAUCCUCAGCCGCUGCUGUCAGCAAGGCCAAUGCAAAUGCCCUGGCCUCGCUGGCCAAUCAUCUGCCAAUGGGCUUGGGAGUGGGCGGAUUGGCCCAGCAGAUGUUUCCACUGGCCACGCUUAAGGCGGCGGCAGUGGCCGCAGGACUGCCACUGCCACCCACGAUCACUCCGCCAGGAUGCAGCUCCGGAAGUGGGCCGAACAGCAAUGUGGGCUGCCUGAUCAUCGAACCACAUCUCUUUGCGGCGGCGGAUAACUUCAAGAAGGAACUGACAGCCGCUGCGGCAGCAGGAGCACCACUCGGGUUGUUCCAGAACCUGGCCAACCAAGUGCAGAAUGCCAAUCGUUUAAAUGGUAGCUGUCCAGGAGUCAAUCUCCCCCUGGGCAAUCCCACGCCGCCACCUCCACCGCCAGCGCCACCAGCCUCCAAGGUGAGAAGGGUGCAACCUUCGCCGCAAACUACGGCCAUCAAUCUCAGCUGCUCCGGCGGAAACUCGGGACAAAUGCAGCCCCAGCAAACGAUACAAAUGCCACAAAUCCAACAGCAACAGCAGCCGUCGCCCGCCAAAACGCGUAAGAUCUGUGAUCCGCGUUUCCCCAGCGAUUGGGACGUGUCCGCCGUGCUGCAGGCCAACAGGGAACUGGACGCCAAUACGCUGUUCUUCCUGAGUCUCGCCCGACAGGUGCGUGCCAUGCCGAUGAAAUUCCAGUCGCUGGCCAAGAUGCGUUGCAUGAGGAUCGUCAGUGACUUGGAGCUGGAGCUGGAGAAUUUUGACUGUAAUGGGGGAGCGCCGCCGCCUGAUGAUUCGGGCGGAGGAGGAGCCGGGAAUCUGAAGUACUGCAGUAUAGAUACUCCGCCACCGCCGCCGCAGGAUGGCUCCGUGGUUAUACUCCCGCCUCCAGUCGGACCCGAGGGCUCCACGGAGCACUUUGUGUAUGUGAUGUCGCCGUCGCGCGUGGAGAGCAUGAUCGACAUCUCCUCCGACGAGGAGGGGACCAUGAACGGGGUGCCCUCCUCAGUCGGACAGGCUUAAGCGUGUAAUCGUACAAGUUAUCU